AUGACAUCCGCACAUGAGAGUGUGGAGCGAGCUUUGGAAAAGCGUCUUGUUGGCUCUGGAACAUUUUUUAGUGAGGACGAGCAAUUGAAUGACCUACUGAGUCUUCAAUACAGACUUCAUUACCAUACUUUGGGCAGUGCAUCCAACCUGGACCAGAAAGUAGCUGAAAUCCUGUUGAAAGACUGCAAAAGGGUUGAAAGAAGUCUGAGCGGCUUGAAAGAAAAGAUAUGGCGCAAUAUUGCUGGCAUUCUCUACUUUUACCUGUCAAAUAUCGACAAAGCGACAGAACAACUGAAACUGGCACGACAGAUAACAUAUGAUCACAAGGCCUUUGACGCCUUUUACACAUUUCUCAAUGUCGAGAACUUGUACUAUAGAAUUCUGCUCAGCGAGAGCCCGAAAGAAUUGCUUUUGCGCGACAUUAGUAAAGUCGCUGAGCACAUCCCAAGAGACUCGAAUGCUAUCGCUUUCCAUUACCUCGACUCAAUCGCAUCACGAGUACCAGUACAUUGGGGAGAUGCUGCCGGAAAGCUCCAUUCGACCCCAUUGGCAUGUUACUUAGCAAUUUGCACAGACUACCGGAAUCACGACGCAGAGUUACUGAAAGUCGGUGGAGCUCUGCUGAAAGAAGCCAAAUUCCCUAAAGCUGAUGAAUCCAACCACGAACUGCUUGAAGAGUUUCAUGUCGCUCUGCGGUUCUACCUAGAGAGAGUGGAGGGCGAUAUUUCAUUGGAAUGGAACAAUUUUAUCAUUUCGUCCAUGGCAAAGACCUUUCAAAGCAUGAACGUUGCUAAGACAGCCAUGGUUUACUUUUCACGUGUGGGUAAGCAUGAGGAAAGCAUUUUGAACUUUGUCAAUUUUUUGAACUACAAUGACAACUAUAGGCAUUUAAACGAGGGCAAGUAUUUCGACAUAAUUUCUGUUCUCCAUUCAUACCAUUACGUGAUAGAGUAUUGUAGUGGGCAUGAAAUUCAGGAAGUCUAUUCGGUUGCAAAAACGAUUCAAGAAAUGGAACUGUUACUGAAGUAUUUCUAUGACCAGUAUUCAUUUCCCCUUCUCGAUAAGGACAACUGCUUAGAUUGGCUUUCCAAUAGUAUCAAACUGAAACUGUCAAGCCGCGUCGCAGCCAUUCUUGGGAAUUCUUGGGCUGUAAUCUAUCGACAUUAUAAAGACGAUCUGGUUAAGCUUAUAAAUGAUGACUUAUGUUUCUAUCUUUCCAACUCGCUGGUUGCCAAUCCAGGCUGCGCUCAAACCAAAUUUGAAUAUGCGUAUACCUUAGCGACGAAACGCGAGAUCAAUUUCGCUAAGAAAUACAUUAAGAUGGCUAUUUUGGAAGUCGAGCCUAAUGACUACCGCGCUUGGCAUUUACUUGCCCUAUGUGAGUCCGUUGAAGAACAAAAAGAUGUUGCAUUCAAAAUUGUCUGUUCGGUACUGCAAGGUAUGAAUGAAGCCCUCACUAAUGGUACGCUCACUUCAACGGAGGACCGCUGGCAAUUCAUUUUCAUGAAACUCACGCAGCUAAGUUUGUUAGAAGACAUGUUUGGGGUCCGGGAUGCGCUCGAACUUUUACCUGAACUCUUUGAGGUGUACAAAGCUCUUUUCCAAACCGGCGAGAAGCACAAUUACAAUUUGGGUACCGCCUAUAAUCAAAGCAUAGAAUAUUUGCAUCAGUUUGUUUGGUUGUUUGCUUCAAAGCUGUAUGACGCGGCAGGAAACCUUAAAGAGGCUAAAGAGGCUUUGCAUGAAUCCAUUGCUGUGACGAGAACUUUCAAAAACCUUAACAAUAAUCUGGCGAAUGGCUAUCUUCUGCUGAAAACCAAUCACAAAAAGGCUCUUACAGAGUUUGAAACGGUUUUUUACUAUGAUCAAUUAAACACGGAUGCAAUCGUUGGUUUUGCAAGAUUACUCAACCCAGAGGAACCUGCCAGCUCCAACCAUGUACUCAAAGCUUCAGAAAGAGAGGAAAAGAAGGAGAAUGCUUUUUACGGUGACGGAGACAAGUCGGCCGCCUACGGACGUUUGAAAUUAAUGCUCGAGGAAGCCAUAGAGAAAUCAAUAGACGCCCACUUUUCACCAGAAAUCUGGUGGCAUUUAUCCAAAAUAUACGAAAAAUUCGGAGACACUGAACGUCUAGAAAUUGCCUUAUGGAACUGCAUAAAAUAUGAGGAACUUCAACCAAUUAGACAUUUCAAAAAUUGUCACGUUUUUCGAAGUUCUUCUAAGACAUAG
This is a messenger RNA of Lachancea mirantina, 2229 nucleotides long. Lineage: Eukaryota; Fungi; Ascomycota; Saccharomycetes; Saccharomycetales; Saccharomycetaceae. The record is from the annotation of a GenBank genome assembly.